AGGAGUGUUCGAGUGGAAAGGUCAUUAGCAUUAUAUCUUUAUCCUCUUACAAGUGUACAUCUACGAGCAACUACAAAGUUAUCAUGGCCGACAAACUCAAACCCUAUGCCGACUUGUAUACCAAUCCCCAAGGGGUUGGCGACAAGCGACCCACUGCCCUCCGCGUGGUUCAAGACGACGGACUCGUUAACGCUUACGAGGGGAAAGUCGGGCUUAUAACAGGUGGAACAAAUGGCAUUGGUGUCGAGGCGGUGCGAGCUUUGCACGCCACCGGGGCAGACGUCUACUUCACCGCUCGUGAUGCUGCCAAAGCAAAAAAAGUGAUCGAAGAUAUCCGGACUACAUCGGAGAGUCAGGGUAAACUCGAUUUUGUGAUCAUGAACAUGGACUCGCUUCAGUCGGUGCGAGAGGCGGUCAAGGUUUUCUUGUCCAAAAGUUUUAAGUUGAAUAUCCUCAUCAACAAUGCCGGCAUCAUGGGAACUCCUUACAGUUUGACUGAAGACGGAUUCGAGCGUCAAUUUGGUGUCAACCACCUUGCGCACUUUCUAUUCACCGUAUUGCUCUUGCCGACACUUGAAAAGAGCGCCACGCCACAACUACAGUCUCGUGUAGUGAAUGUUUCCUCCUCGUCGCACAGGCAUGCCACGAUUUCUUGGGAGCACUACAAUUCUCAUCCGAUUAUUUAUAAUCCUGAGUUUGCUUACGGUCAGAGUAAGACAGCAAAUAUAUGGAUGGCGAAUACCAUUGACCGCAAAUACGGCUCCCGCGGUGUCCAUGGAUUAUCUGUGGGGCCUGGUGGAAUUUGGACUGGUCUGCUGGCUUACACUCCAGCUGACAUCGUGGAUGCGUUUAAGCUGAACCCUAACAUUAACAUUCAUAUGCUAAGCGCCGAGCAGGGGUCUGCUACUACGCUUUGGGCUGCGGUUGGUAGAGUGUGGGAAGGGAAGGGAGGAGAGUACCUCCAUGACUGCCAAAUUGCGCCUCCGGAAACGGGUGACUUCUAUAACGCGAUGAGUGCUGCUGCAGCACCGUGGGCCAAGGGACGGACAGACGAUGAAAACAGGUUAUGGACAUUGAGCGAACAGCUUGUUGGGGCGAAUGCACCAUGACCAUAGCCGCUUGGUUGCUAUAAGAAGGCAAAGCUGAACGCACUAGUAAGUUAACUGUUACU
Eremomyces bilateralis CBS 781.70 is the source of this 1171-nucleotide messenger RNA. RefSeq names its product putative short-chain dehydrogenase. NCBI's taxonomy places the organism in Eukaryota, Fungi, Ascomycota, Dothideomycetes, Eremomycetales, Eremomycetaceae. The record is from RefSeq and is a predicted model, not a curated record. The transcript has 2 exons. Bases 84 to 1109 code for a protein of 341 amino acids.